AUGGCAGAUCAGGACAGUGAGACUGACCAGGCUGAUGCGGAGCAGAGUGUGUUUGAGACAAACGAAGAUGAAAGCUAUAACGAAAAUGGUGGUGAUGCUGAUGCAGUAGACACAACAGCAGAUUUUCUGAGGAUUUUUCAAGGGAAAACAGAGUUUGACAGUUGGGAGGAGUUUACCACACUCUUUGAAGAGUUUCAGAAAGAAACUGGGUCAGCUUUCAAACCAAAGUCGGCCACUAGCAUAGAGUAUGCAAAUGAACGCAGGGUAAAGGACAAAAUUCCAGAACGAUUCGUCUACCAGACAGUGAAGAUGGUAUGUCAGAACUAUGGAAACCCAGUGAAAAGGAAAGGUAGUACUCGCAACGUCAAAAAAUACGUGGGUCUCGGAUGUGAGGCAAUGGUUCAUCUCCGCUACAAAGGAGACUCUCUCAACAUUGUCAGCUGUAAUCUGGAACACAGAAAUCACAAAUUAUUCUCAGGAUCUGAAAUCAUUAGAAAUGUCCGAUCAUUCUCCUUCACGGAUGACAUUGACUUCCUGAUAGCAAAAGUUGUCCUGGAACACAACCCUUUUGCUUCGUGGAACUCUUUUAAAGAAUGGCUGUUUUUAGUCGAGGACCUGCGCAGCAGAGAUGUCCGCUUGAGGACUGUGACAAUUCGUGUGGUCAAGAAAAGAAUCAGAUUUCUCAUUGACAGAUACAUGGCCAAUAGUAAUGGCAGGCCCCCGCUACCAGAUGAUGAGAUGGGGAUCAUCUUGUACGAGUUAGCAAAAGCAAAGCAGGACGCCAUGGAUAACAUUCCUCAGCAGCCAGUGAAGAAAAGAGGCAGGGGCCGGCCCAGGAAGAAGGAAGUUGAAGAAACAGACGAAGAAGAAGAUAUACAAGAUUCACAGAUGGACCUUGACGACUCUCCCACAUAUACAGGAUCUGCAUCAGCUGAGAAGUUGAAACCAAAGAAGCCAGUGACAGCAACAAGUUCCUUUGGGAAAGACAUCUUUGCCUUUCUGGAGUACAUGGAGAAGAAGGACGAGGAAGACAAAAAGCUGAAGCAGCACGACAUUGACCUCCGGCGUGAAGAGCUGGAACUUCACAAAAAAGAAUUUGAGUUACAAAGGGACAGGUUUUAUUUUGAUCGAGUGGAGAGACAAACACAUCUAGACCUGCUAAAGGCACAGCUGGAGAUUUUUGCAGGGCCAAAGCCAAGGCACAUUAUUCAGGAGAGCAAAAUCGAUCCAAACGCAAUUACAGAAUAUACUAUUGUAUUGAAUAACGACCAUGUGGAUUCAUUUAACAGUUUAAGGAGUUACGUCUGUGAGUGUUUGGGUGAUCUUUUGACAAGUGUAGAUAAGAGCUGUAUGUAUAAUAUCACGCUAAAUACCGUGUCCCUCCACAGUUGUUUGCACCCUGUGUUUUGA
This is a messenger RNA of Candidula unifasciata, 1410 nucleotides long. NCBI's taxonomy places the organism in Eukaryota, Metazoa, Mollusca, Gastropoda, Stylommatophora, Geomitridae. The record is from the annotation of a GenBank genome assembly.